AUGACAGGAGAAGCACUUCCAGGUCGGCCGGGAACGUUAACUCCAACGGAGGAGGAAAAACUUCGAGAGUUCUGGAUCGCGACACUCCAAGUCUUUGGAGUUAUACCGAAGGAGAGGGAUGAAAGCAAGGAGACUAGAAGCGCCAAGACGGAUUCAUCGGAUUCUAAGAAGCCAAAAAAGAAGAAAUUGUCGCUCUUCCGGAAAACCAAAGAGGAGGACCCUGAAAAGGUCAGUUCACCACAAAACGCCGAGGACGACAAAUACGGCCAAACGAAGGAGUUCCAGGAUGCGUUGUCAAAUAUGUCUCCCGAGUUGCUCCGCGCCACAUUCUGGGGCAUGGUGAAACACGAUCAUCCAGAUGCUCUUCUCCUGAGAUUUCUGAGAGCAAGAAAGUGGGAUGUCGACAAGGCAUUGGUGAUGAUGGUCUCUACUAUGAGAUGGAGAUCAACAGAAGUGCGUGUCGAUGAUGACAUCAUGAAGAACGGCGAGCUGGGCUACCUGGAAGAUUCAACUGGCACUGAUGCUGCGAAGAAAAAGUUGGGCCACGAUUUCCUUGCUCAGAUGCGCUUGGGGAAGAGUUUCUUGCACGGGUUGGAUAAAUCUGGGCGGCCAAUGUGCUUCGUCCGAGUGCGGCUGCACAAACAGGGAGAGCAUAGUGAGGAGAGUCUGGAAAAGUAUACAGUCUUCGUGAUAGAAUCUGCGCGUAUGAUCCUAUCUCCCCCUGUUGAUACUGCUGAUUAUGGUCCAGUGAAGUUCAUGAUCAAAUGCUUUGAGGCGAACUAUCCAGAAUCCUUAGGCGUUGUCCUUGUCCACAAGGCUCCAUGGAUUUUUCAGGGCAUUUGGAAAAUCAUCCGGGGGUGGUUGGAUCCUGUUGUAGCAAGUAAAGUUCAGUUCACAAACAGUAACGACGAGAUGGAGCAGUUCGUGCCCAGAUCUCAGAUCAUCAAGGAACUGGGCGGAGACGAAGAUUGGGAAUACAAAUACAUCGAGCCUGUACCAGGAGAGAAUGACAAGAUGAAAGAUACAGUAACCAGAGACAAGCUUCUCAAGGAACGCGAGACCUUAGUCGAUCAGUACGAAAAGUCCACUCUGGACUGGAUCAAUGGAGAGGGCGAUGCGGUGUUGGUCAAGGAAACGAGGAAUAAGCUGGCCGCAGCUUUGAGGGACGACUACUGGAGACUUGAUCCUUAUCUACGUGCUAGGACAAUUUAUGACCGGGUUGGAAUGAUUCAAGGAGGUGGAAUUCUGCAGUUCUACCCCGACAAAGCAGAGGCACCUACGAACGGAAAUAAGCCUACAGAAACGUCUGCUGCUGAUCUGGACUAA
This is a messenger RNA of Drepanopeziza brunnea f. sp. 'multigermtubi' MB_m1, 1326 nucleotides long. Lineage: Eukaryota; Fungi; Ascomycota; Leotiomycetes; Helotiales; Drepanopezizaceae. The record is from RefSeq and is a predicted model, not a curated record.